This is a messenger RNA of Synchytrium microbalum, 885 nucleotides long. RefSeq lists its product as uncharacterized. The record is from RefSeq and is a predicted model, not a curated record. Bases 1 to 885 code for a protein of 294 amino acids. The transcript is spliced from 8 exons. NCBI's taxonomy places the organism in Eukaryota, Fungi, Chytridiomycota, Chytridiomycetes, Synchytriales, Synchytriaceae.
AUGGCUACUACGUACUCGACAGCACACUUGCCUCCGUCCAACUUCCAGCAAAUUAAAGUAUCUUUGGAUGGGAAUGUGGCCAUUAUACACUUGAACAGACCUGAACGGCUUAACGCAUGGACCAACAUAAUGAGCGAUGAACUAGUUGAAUGCUUUGGUGCCCUUGAUCGUGAUGACAGGGUUAAAGUCAUUGUCGUUACGGGAUCUGGACGAGCUUUCUGUGCUGGUGCUGAUCUCCAAAAUGGAUUGGGUGCAAGAAACGCUCCUGGAGAACGAACUCACCGUGACACUGGUGGCCAGACCACAUGUGCAAUCAUCAACACUCGCAAGCCUGUGAUUGCUGCCAUCAAUGGACCAGCUGUUGGAGUUGGAAUCACGAUGUGUCUUCCAAUGGAUUUCAGAAUCACUCACAAGGCCAACAAGAUUGGAUUUGUGUUUGUGCGAAGAGGAAUUGUCCCUGAAGCUGCCAGUACCUUUUACCUGCCACGAUUGAUUGGCUAUAGCAGAACGAUGCGUCUUUUCAUGGGAGGACAGAUCCACCUCGGAAACUCGCCACUCCUCAAGAACUUGUUCACAGAAGUCACAGAUACUCCCGAGCAAGUUCUCCCAGCAGCCCUCGCUCUCGCUCGAGAGAUCGGUAAAGAAAACUCAGCUACCUCCAUGGCCAUGAUCAAGACAUUGAUUUGGAGAAACCCAGGAUCUCCAGAGGAAACGCAUUUGCUUGAUUCCAAGGCCAUGUUUACAUUGGGUAAUGGACCAGAUGCAAAAGAAGGUGUAGACAGUUUCUUGGAGAAGAGAGAUGCCAAGUUUACUCAGAGUGUGAAGGAUAUGCCUGCUUUCCUGCCUUGGUGGGAGUCUGUUGAUAUUAGUUCUCCAAAACUAUAA